AUGGCUAAGUCCCAUGCCAUCCUGCUUGGUCUUCUGGCUAUUAUGGCCAGUUUAAGUGGUGCAAUUGGAUUGGAUCAAGGACUCACACUCUCGGCUGCACAGAGCCAGGGUUGCCAAUGCUCUGCGAAGAUGUCCUGCAGCUGUUGCCAAAGCGUUUCGGUCAGCCUUAUGCUCGAAACCAGUACUCUUUGCCUCAGCUUGUCUAUUGGUGCACCCAGUGGAUCCAUAAACUUGGGAGCUACCCUGGAUGGAACUUCGGUGGGCGCGUUCUCCCUUAACCCCUUGACCCCGCCCACAUACUGCGUGCCUGCGAUCUCACUGGCUUCCCUGGACGUGUGCCUCAAAGUAAACAUCGAGGUGAAGGGAGCCGCGGUCAAGGCCUGUCCCACCUUCUAUACCAACUAUAGCAGCAGCCAGGUCGCAGGAUACGAUUUUCCCUGCGUUCAAGUAGGGGUGAAUGGUGUUGGCCUGGUCUGAAGCC
Drosophila biarmipes is the source of this 481-nucleotide messenger RNA. RefSeq lists its product as uncharacterized. Lineage: Eukaryota; Metazoa; Arthropoda; Insecta; Diptera; Drosophilidae. Bases 1 to 477 code for a protein of 158 amino acids. The transcript is spliced from 2 exons. The record is from RefSeq and is a predicted model, not a curated record.